Messenger RNA from Plectropomus leopardus (leopard coralgrouper), 820 nucleotides. It is a transcript of the gene uqcc4, whose product is annotated as ubiquinol-cytochrome c reductase complex assembly factor 4. The record is from RefSeq and is a predicted model, not a curated record. NCBI's taxonomy places the organism in Eukaryota, Metazoa, Chordata, Actinopteri, Perciformes, Serranidae.
GAACGGUCCACAUGCGUUCAACAGCGGCACCGGAAGGACUUCAAGGUUGCACAACGUUGUGUUACAUGACCUAGCCAAGAUACGUUUGAUAAGAUAACAGUUUCGGUCUUUUCUGACCUAAGAUGACCAGCUGUCCGAGAUGUCUACCACAGCAGGACGAGUCUUCACCGCUCUGACACGAGCUGCUUUCAAUCGAGGGAUAUUUGUCGAUAACGCCGCAGCGGCCGCGAGCAGACUGAACAGUGUGCGGUCUCUAACUCUGAGCUCUCGGAGUUCGGCUAAGUCCAGAGAUGGCGAGGAAGAGGUUAACGAUGAGCCCAUUAAGUUCUCCACCAGUAAAGCCAGUCACAGAACCUGGAGAGUUGACCGCUCCAUGGGGAGCCAGUUUGAGCGGCCGUGGUGGAAAGUCCUCCCCAUCAGCCUGGUGUUCACCGGCCUCCUGCUGUGGUGCAUCCUGAGAGGUCAGACGGACAUUGACGCACAGCUGGAGAAGCAGCUGUAUGACCAUUUACCCGGGUUGCUUUCAGAUGAAGAGGAGGAAGAAGUUAAAAAUAAAUCAAGUUAACAGAUGUGGGACUUAAGAUGUGUAUAUAGUUAAAAGUUUUAUUUAUAAUGAAAUGUCUGUGGUAUUUCAGGCUGUCAGCUAACUCAUUGCUCUGACAACACUGAAGCAGCAAUGAAACCGUCCAGUGACGUGGAUUUUUUUUUUUUUCUCAGCAAAAAAUGAAUUAUAGAUUGUGUUAGACCAAACAUUGCCUUUUAUGAAGUUUCAGUUGAGUGCUUGGUCACAUGUGGAUUAAAAUGCCUUGAUUUAAGCUGA